AUGGGGGUCUUCCGCCUGACGAGCAUCAUUCCCAAGGGCCUCUUCCGAAAGCCGGAGGAGGUGCCCUCGAGGGAGCACGGCCUGCGAGUGCUGCCCAUCGACCUGGGCAAUCUGCUGUACGGCAUCAACGAAAGUACCUUCCUCUUCGAGGGGCAGACCAUCGGCCUGGGCUUCGAGUCGCCCCUGAUCGUGCCCUACCUGGAUGCCCUGGUCGAGUGGUUCAAUCACCACGGGAUCUAUGCGAUCUUCGUUUCCGACGGCAUGAAGGCACCCGAGAAGGGGGUCACCGCGCUGAACCGCUUCCAUGAAAAAAUCAAGAGCAUGAGCGCCAGCCAGGCCGACUACCUGUCUCACUACCGGGGCGGGCGCAUGGACAGGGCGCUGGACCACCUGCGCGGGGCCGUGCACCAUGGCGACUGCCUCCCGGCCUCAUGCUAUGAAGAGUGCCCGACCCUGCAGAAGGUCCUCGACCAAAGCCGACAGAAGCAUCGCAAGGGUCCGGCCCGGCGCGCGCCCGCCGAGCCCAUGUGCGUGGUCAUGGGCUUCACCAAUGUCCUGUUUAAUGUGCAGCGUCAUCUCACGGCCCUGGCGCGCCGGGACCCCGGGCGCCUGGCCUACAUCGGCUCCUUCACGGAGGCCGACGACAUUUUGGCCCUGCUGAGCCUGUACUUCGGCGCCCCGGUGCUCAGCAACGACUCGGACUUCUUUGUGCAUGGCUAUGGCCGGGUCAAGACCAUGUCCAUCUUCCAAAAGCAGUUCCGCCUGGACCGCAGCGCCCCCGAUGGCCGGCCGACCUUCCUGCCUUCGGCCACCUACGACGUGCCCUACCUCGGGGGGACCCUGCUGACGGCCGAUCUGGCCAGCUACUUCGAAACCACCGCCACCAAGAUGGCCUGGCUGCCGCUGAUCAUGGGCUGCGACUUCGGCCCGCCGGACGGCCGGGUGGGCCUGCUCCUCCAGAGGUACCCCUUCCCCGAUGGCAAGGUCGGCCAGUACUUCAAAAAGACGGCCGAGUGCUAUACCACGUCGGAGGCCUGGCCGGUGGCCGGGGCCAACUUCAAGCCCUCCUGGCAGGAGAUCCUCCGGGCCACCCAUAUGCGGGGGCGCCUUUUGCGGUCGGUGCUGGCGGCGCUGCCGGAGCCGGCGGCCCUGGAAGAGGCCCUCCGCCGGCCGGAGGCCCGGCUGGCGGGCGUCCGUAGCGAAGUGGACGCGGCCUUUCGCCGGCAUCGGGCCCAUAUGGCCGCGCUGCUGGGGCACCUGCACCAUUGCAGCGGAAUCGGCACGCUGCUGCUGAAAAGUGGCCAGUUCGGCCCGCCGGCAGGGCAGCCCCUCGGCGCGCGGCACAUCCACGAUGGGGUGCUCCUUUGCCUGGGGAUCUUCAGUGCCGGCCUGGCGGCCCCCGGUGGGGAUAGCCUGCCGGCCCUGGCCCGGAGCCUCGCCACCUACCUGACCAAGGAGCGCAUGGUGGACAGCCGGAGCCCGUGGUGCAUCUACGCCACCACCCCUCCGCCGGGCUUCCCACCGGCGGACCUGCCCGACAUGGCCCGGGGCCCGGGCCCGGCAGCCGGCCAGCCGACCGAGGCCGGCCCCGAGCCCGGUGCGCCCCGCGGAAGCCGGGCGGCCCCCGGUGGAGUGCGGUCGCCGGGCCGGCCGGCGGCGGCGGCGGCGGCGGCGGCGGCCACGGCCGCGGCCAUGGGCUCCGGGCUGGCGGCCGCACUGCCGGCCCCCCGGGCCGAGUCCGGCCCCGGGGCCGACAUGGAGCCCGGGUCCGAGGCCCUGCAGCCCCGGUGCCAAUGCCAAAAGGCCCUGCCCCUGCUGCAGCCCCUGAUCCAGGAGUUCUUCCACCUGCCGCUCUUCCACCUGGGCUUCGGGGCGGUGUACCCGCCGGAGGCGGCCGGCGACCGGCGGCUCUUCACGGUGGACACCUUCCUGGAGGGCAUCAAGCGCGGCGACCGGCAGAAGGCCUUCUUCCUGCCGCUGCUGCCGCAGUUCAGCCACCUGCGCGACAUCACCAUCUGGGCCCCCACCCGGCCGGCGCGCAUGCUGAUGUAUGCCCUGCUGGCGCGGGGCCCCGGCGGCCAGGCCCGCCCGACCAACCUGCUGCAGGUGACCGAGCACCACCCGGUGCCGACCAUGCUGAAUGGCAUGCUCCCGGCCGGGCCGCCCAGCACGGCCCAGGUCUACCUGCUGGAGGAGCUGGCCGGCGAAACGGCCGCCCUCCUCCGAGUCGUGGACCGGGCCCUGGAGGUGGAUGACCAGGAUGCCGGCCUGGACCGGGUGCUCCUGGCGGUCAUGCUGCUGUCGUCCAGCGUGGCCGACGGCGAGCUGGGCCUCAAGCCGGACAUCGCCGCCGACCGGGCCCUUGUCCGGCGCCUGGGCACCCUGGCCGCCGCCCUGCCGGACAGCCUGGCCCUCGAGGGCGCCCUGGCCGGGCUCCGCAUGCCGGCGGACAUCCAAGCCGCGGCCAUGGUGGCCCUGGGCCCCCGGUCGGCUGACGACCGGCCAAAGCUGGACCAGGCCCUGGGGCAGCUGAUCGCCUGGUGCCUGGGCCGCAUGGAGGCGGCCUUCGUGGGGGCCGAGAAAGUCACCCGGCUCCUGGCCCCCGGCGGGCUGAAUGGCUGGCUGGCGAGUCUUGCGGCCAUUGCGGCCGCCCGGCCGCCGGGGCCCGCCCCCCCGGCCGUGACCAUCCCCUCGACCCAGAUUGUGACGUCCUUCUCCCUGAUGCUUGCCAUCACAUGCACCUGGCUGGAUGUCUUCUCGGUGCUCUCGGGGCGCUGGUUGGCCCUGCGCCUGCAACGGCGCGCCCCUGGCGACGCCAUUUGCCGGGCCAGCGUGUGCUCGGCCGUGUCCGAGCACUUGGUCCGCAUCAUGAACACCAUCUCCCUUUGA
Messenger RNA from Fonticula alba, 2889 nucleotides. RefSeq lists its product as hypothetical. The coding region runs from base 1 to 2889 and encodes 962 amino acids. Lineage: Eukaryota; Rotosphaerida; Fonticulaceae. The record is from RefSeq and is a predicted model, not a curated record. The transcript has 4 exons.